This is a messenger RNA of Striga hermonthica, 2052 nucleotides long. NCBI's taxonomy places the organism in Eukaryota, Viridiplantae, Streptophyta, Magnoliopsida, Lamiales, Orobanchaceae. The record is from the annotation of a GenBank genome assembly.
AUGAAGGUGCAGCAGCUGCAGCAGCUGCAGCAGCAGCUUCCCACUUCCCACUCCAUCGCAAGAACUCACCUGCAACUGCAAACCACAACGUGUUGUUGGAUCAAACGGCCGUCCUCUUUUUCACUCACCACGCCUCACUCGAAAACUUCACUCUUUCGCAGCCGUCAGAUUUUGCGCGCCAGGGCUUUUGAUUCAGAGAGAGAUGAGAACAAAUCCGUAGCUGAGGAGAAGUAUCCAAGUGCUAGGGCUUUCGAUACAGAGAGAGAUGAGAACAAAUCCGUAGCUGAGGAGAAGUAUCCAAGCGGUGACUUCGUUUACACAGAGUACGACUCCUUGAAAAAAUUGUCUGUGAAGCUUAAGAUGCUUAUUGCAUGGCCUUGGGAGCGUGUCAAGAAGGGCAGUGUGCUCAUCAUCAAAUUACGCGGGGAGAUAUCUGAUCAACUGAAGAGCGGUUUCUCCUCAGCGUUAUCUUUACCUGAAAUUUGUGAGAAUUUUAUAAAAGCAGCGUAUGAUCCCCGUAUUUCGGGUAUCUACCUCCACAUUGAUGGUUUGAGUUGUGGAUGGGGAAAAGUUGAAGAAAUUCGCAGACACAUAUUGGAUUUUAAGAAAUCAGGUAGCAAGUUCAUUGUGGGCUAUGUGCCAGUAUGUAGUGAAAAAGAAUAUUACAUAGCCAGUGCUUUAAACGAGAUUUAUGCCCCUCCGGAUGCUUACUUUCAAUUGUAUGGACUGACUGUUCAGGCGUCAUUCCUUGGAGGUGUCCUGGAGAAAAUUGGGAUUGAGCCACAGGUAGAACGGAUUGGUAAGUAUAAGAGUGCUGGGGAUCAACUUACUCGUAAAAACAUAUCUGAGGAAAACCGUGAGAUGCUGACUGCUUUGCUAGACAACGUUUAUAGAAAUUGGAUAGGGACAGUCUCACUUGCCAAAGGAAAGGAGAAAGAAGAUGUUGAGAACUUUAUCAAUGAAGGUGUAUAUCAAGUUGAAAGACUUAAGCAAGAAGGGUGGAUAACAGAUAUAAAAUAUGAUGAUGAGGUUUUGUCACUGUUAAAAGAGCGUUUGGGAAUCGCUAGUGAUAAAAAUCUUCCAACAGUUGACUAUAGGAGAUACUGCCAUGUUAAUAAGUGGACAUUAGGAUUGACUGGUAAUGGAGGCCUUAUAGCCAUAAUUAGAGCCUCUGGAGAGAUUAGCCAAGUGCGAGGUCCACUUAAUAUAUCCAGUUCAGGGAUUUUUGCUGAGCAAUUCAUUGAGAAAAUACGCACUGUAAGAGAGUCAAAAUUGUAUAAAGCCGCCGUCCUUCGCAUUGAUAGUCCUGGAGGGGAUGCUCUUGCUUCUGACUUAAUGUGGAGAGAAAUCAAACUUUUGGGUGAGUCAAUACCUGUUGUCGCAUCAAUGGCUGAUGUUGCUGCCAGUGGAGGAUAUUACAUGGCAAUGGCUGCAGAUACCAUAGUUGCGGAAAAUCUCACGAUAACUGGUUCAAUUGGAGUUGUGACUGGAAAGUUUAAUUUGCGGAGGCUUUAUGAAAAAAUUGGCUUCAAUAAGGAGAUCAUAUCUAGGGGAAAAUAUGCGGAGCUUACUGCUGCUGAACAGCGACCUUUUAGGGCUGAUGAAGCAGAACUGUUUUCAAAGUAUGCCGAGUAUGCGUAUAGAAGUUUCAGAGACAAAGCAGCCUCUUGUAGAUCAAUGAGUGUAAAGGAGAUGGAGGAGGUGGCGCAAGGAAGGGUUUGGACUGGCAAUGAUGCGGCUUCGCGAGGUUUAGUUGAUGCUAUUGGUGGACUAUCUCGAGCUGUUGCAAUAGCAAAACAGAAGGCUAACUUACCAUUGGAUGAACAGGUCACUCUCAUUGAGGUGUCGAGUCCUACAUCUCUUCUUGAAAUCUUGAGCGGAUUCGGUAGCUCCAUUGAUGGGGUGGCCAAAACUGUCCAAAUGUUUGCACAGAUGAUGUCAUCAUCUAAUGGGAUUGUUCAAGCCCGAAUGGACCGUAACAUGCUGGAACAACUGGGUAAUGGAAAUGGAAUCAUCCUUAAUCUCAUCAGAGAUUUCCUCAGUUUUCUCUAG